Messenger RNA from Enhydra lutris kenyoni (northern sea otter), 7672 nucleotides. RefSeq names its product hexose-6-phosphate dehydrogenase/glucose 1-dehydrogenase. Gene Ontology annotation, molecular function: 6-phosphogluconolactonase activity; NADP binding; glucose-6-phosphate dehydrogenase activity. The transcript has 5 exons. Bases 61 to 2454 code for a protein of 797 amino acids. The record is from RefSeq and is a predicted model, not a curated record. Gene Ontology annotation, cellular component: endoplasmic reticulum. Gene Ontology annotation, biological process: pentose-phosphate shunt, oxidative branch; glucose metabolic process; pentose-phosphate shunt. NCBI's taxonomy places the organism in Eukaryota, Metazoa, Chordata, Mammalia, Carnivora, Mustelidae.
CGCGCCCAGCGCCGCCGCCGCCCACGUUUCCCGGAGAAGUGGCCGGCAGUGACGGGCGAGAUGAAGCGGCCUGGUUGCUGGAAGACGCCGGCCGUGGCAGUGUGCCUGGUCCUUCUGGCCGGCCUGCAGGCCCAGGAUCUCCAGGGACAUGUCUCCAUAAUCCUGCUGGGAGCGACCGGAGACCUGGCCAGGAAAUACUUAUGGCAGGGACUGUUCCAGCUGUACCUGGAUGAGGUGGGGAAGGGCUACAGUUUCAGCUUCCACGGGGCUGCUCUGACAUCCACCAAGCAGGGCCAGGAGUUCGUCACCAAGGUCCUGGAGUCCCUCUCCUGUCCUGAGGACGUGGCGCCCGAGCGCUGUGCCGAACUCAGGGGCCGGUUCCAGCAGCUGAGCCAGUACCGCCGCCUGAGGACGAGCGAGGACUAUAUGGCCCUGAGCAAGGACAUAGAGGCACAGCUCCAACACGAAGGUCUCCGGGAGGCUGGCAGGAUUUUCUACUUCUCGGUGCCGCCCUUCGCCUACGCGGACAUUGCCCGCAGCAUGAACAGCAGCUGCCGUCCAGGCCCCGGCGCCUGGCUGCGGGUUGUCCUGGAGAAGCCCUUUGGCCACGACCGCCUCUCCGCCCAGCAGCUGGCCACGGAACUUAGGAGCUUUUUCCAAGAGGAGGAGAUGUACCGGGUGGACCAUUACCUGGGCAAGCAGGCCGUGGCUCAGAUCCUGCCUUUCCGAGACCAGAACCGCAAGGCCUUGGACGGCCUCUGGAACCGGCACCAUGUGGAACGGGUGGAGAUCAUCAUGAAGGAGACGGUGGACGCAGAAGGCCGCACCAGCUUCUACGAGGAGUACGGCGUCAUCCGCGAUGUGCUCCAGAACCACCUGACGGAGGUCCUCAGCCUCGUGGCCAUGGAGCUGCCCUACAACGUCAGCAGCUCAGGGGCCGUGCUGCAGCACAAGCUCCAGGCCUUCCAGGCUCUGCGGGGCCUGCACAAGGACAGCGCCGUCCUGGGCCAGUACCAGGCGUACAGUGGGCAGGUGCGCCAAGAGCAGCAGAAGCCAGACAGCUUCCACAGCCUGACGCCGACCUUCGCAGGCAUCCUCGUUCACAUGGACAACCUUCGCUGGGAGGGCGUCCCUUUCAUCCUGAUGUCUGGCAAAGCCUUGGAUGAGAGAGUGGGCUACGUGCGGAUCUUGUUCCGGAACCAGGCUUACUGCGCCCAGACCGAGGCGCGCUGGGUGGCGGACCAGAGCCAGUGCCUGCCACGGCAGAUCGUCUUCUACAUCGGACACGGUGAGCUGGGCAGCCCCGCCGUGCUGGUGAGUCGGAACCUGUUCAGGCCCUCCCUGCCCUCCGAGAGCUGGAAGGAAGUGGAGGGCCGGCCUGGGCUCCGCCUUUUCGGUCGCCCCCUGUCGGAUUUCUAUGCCUACAGCCCCGUGAGGGAGCAGGACGCCUAUUCCGUCCUCAUAUCUCACAUAUUCCACGGCCGCAAGGACUCGUUCAUCACCACGGAGAACUUGCUGGCCUCCUGGGCCUUCUGGACCCCCUUGCUGGACAGCCUGGCCUACGAGGCCCCGCGCCUCUACCCAGGAGGAGCUGCGAACGGGCACCUGUUGGACUUCGAGUUUACCGGCACUCAGGUGCGCUUUUCCCAGCAGCAGCCGGAGCAGCUGGUGCCGGGGCCUGGCUCCGCUCCAAGUCCCAGCGACUUCCAGGUUCUCCAGUCCAAGUACCGGGACAGCCCGCUGAUCUCGGCCUGGCCCGAGGAGCUGAUCGCGAAGCUGGCCGAUGACAUUGAGGCCACAGCUAUGCGGGCAGUGCGGCGCUUUGGCGAGUUCCACCUGGCGCUGUCUGGCGGCUCCAGCCCCGUGCCCCUGUUCCAGCAGCUGGCCACCCGGCACUACGGCUUCCCCUGGGCCCACACGCACCUGUGGCUGGUGGAUGAGCGCUGCGUCCCGCUUCGAGACCCUGAGUCGAACUUCCAGGGGCUACAGGCGCACCUGCUGCAGCACGUCAGGGUCCCCUACUACAACGUCCACCCCAUGCCGGUGCACCUGCACCAGCGCCUCUGUGCCGAGGAGGACCAGGGCGCCCAGAUGUACGCCAGCGAGAUCUCGGCACUGGUGACCAACAGCAGCUUCGACCUGGUGCUGCUGGGCAUGGGUACGGAUGGGCACACGGCCUCCCUGUUCCCACAGUCGCCCGCCGGCCUGGAGGGCCCACAGCCAGUGGUGCUGACCAGGAGCCCCUCCAAGCCGCACCAGCGCAUGAGCCUCAGCCUGCCACUCAUCAACCGUGCCCGCAAGGUGGCCAUCCUGGUCAUGGGCAGGAUGAAGCGGGAGAUCACCAUGCUGGUGAGCCGCGUGGGCCAUGAGCCUAAGAAGUGGCCCAUUUCGGGGGUCCUGCCCAGUUCUGGCCAGCUGGUUUGGUAUAUGGACUAUGAGGCUUUCCUGGGAUGACGGUGCCUCUGGCCUUUGCUCACUCCCACGCUUGCUUUCCCCUGUCCUGUCCCCUUCCCCUUAGUCCUGCCACCUGCCCUGGUCCUCUGGAAUCUGAUGCCUCAGGGUUAAGUCCCCAGAGAGGAAAGGACCAGGCCUUACCCCAAUCCCUUUGACAGUCUCUAUCCAGUUGUGGUGGGUAGACACAGACACAGGGAAGAAAUGGAGGCUCUGCUCUUGAGAAGCUUCCAGUCCAAGUCAGGAGAGGAAUAGCCACCUAAAGAACAUACCAGCAGCAGUUACACGAUAACACCAGCCAGCACAAAAUAAGACGGUGUGGAAGCUCCCAACUUCAGCAGAAAUGCAACAGCUAAGGUUAAUCAGGGAAGGCUUCCUGGAGGAGGUGAUCCUUGAACUGGCUCCUGGGGAAAAGACGACUGGAUAGUAGUGAGACAGGGGCACAGGUGUCCAUCAGGUACAGUGCCCAUGCGAAGCAGGUGCUAGAAACCAUCUGGAGACCUCGAGUUGGCCGUUUCUUCUAUCCCUGCCUUUCUUCCCAAGCCUCUGACAUUUAGCCUACUGUCCUGGCCUCUCUCUGGCUGCUUCCUCCUGCUCUGUCUCUCUGGGUUCCCUUCCCCUCUGUCUCCCUGCUGUCCCGCAGACAGAUGAAGGGCGGUAGCAGUGACACAGCAGCAAACAGUGGGAAGUUUCUUGCAAGUGUUGUUUGGAGCUCCCUUUGUCUGUAGAUGAACUUCUCUGUGUGGGGGAGGCCCCCUGCCCACUCUCCAUUCUCUGGCCAACCCCCUUCGUGAUAUGCAGUGGGCAUAGAUGACUCGGCCAUUCCAGGGGUCCCUCACUCCAGAGGGUCCUUUACACCUCAGGAGACUUCCUGUGGGCGUUUCCACUCUCAGUGUACUCUCUUGCUUUACCACGCAAGAUCCGGUUAAGUCUUUCUGUGAUGGGGACACGUCGUUUGUGGGGAGAGAUGUGAGGGAAAUCGUCUGGACCAUCCAGGGGCUCUGAUCUGACCAGACAGGGGCUGGGCCUCCGCCACAGGGCGGCUGCGGUUCCCAGGCGGCGCUGGCUGCCCAUGGGCUUCUCAGGGACUUGACCAGUUUGCAGCCCCCCCUCUUCACACUACCUCUCAGGGGCACGGAGUCUGUCUGCCUGCUGUCUGCUGGCCCCUCCUGCUGCAUCUCCUGGCACGGCCUGACACACUGACCACCUGGGGAGACAGACAGGAAGCCGCUGUUGAGAGGAGGUGGGUGCUCUGUUCUCCAUUAGCACCAGGCCGGUAACAGUGGCGGGGGGUGGGGUGUCUCUCUGAAAUUCCUUUAAGAAAUAUUCUCACACAUUUAGUUGGUAUUUCAGCUGCCCACAUGCUCAUGCUCCCAAGGCAGGACUGGGAGGGAAUGAGCCCGAUUUUCCCGGGUGGCUGCUCUCUUGUUUUAGAGUCACACCUUGUGUCAGCUCUUGGUGUCACACUGAGGGCUUUCCUUGGUGAGGAGAUACGUCCAGGCGUAUUUCUCUGCUUUUGAUUGUUUAUACUUUCUUCGAGGCUAUGGACUGAAAAGAAUUCCGGGGCCUGAGCUGGGGGUUCUCCGUGGGAAAGGCUCUCGUGUUCAAAGCCCCCUGGCCUCCCACGACCCUCCGACAGGACAGGUCUCCUUACACCGGGAGAGCUAACCUUGACAAAGCUCUCCCCAGUGCCGGAUCGGCAAGUCUCUGUGUCUGGGGGUCUGCGUUUUAGCUGUUUUCUUUUGCCUCCAGGGCUCAUGCUCCUGAGGGGACACGGAUGGUUGCAGGCCCGGUGCCUCCUGUGGCCAUGUGGGGGUGCUCUUGCGCCGUCCCUGCCCUCCCUUCCCCUCCCCUCCCUUCCGGGCAGCCCAGGAGCCCUUGGCCUUGAACACGCCCCCAUGCAUUCUUCAGGAACUUCAUCCUCUGUGGUUUUAACACCGCCAUGGCCACGGCGAAGGCCAGCAGGCUCUUGAUGUCACCACUGCUGAAUAAUAGUGAGUCUGUGUGGGCCUGAGCCCAGGACCUCCCGUCCGAGCGGAGGGUCCUGCCUUCAUCCAUGGAUGGGGCGGGGGGCGGGGGCUGUGGCAGGGGGGCCAAGUGGUGUCCUGAGAUCACAGCAGAAAAGUCCACCAGGAGACCCUGCCAGUGUUCCCCUGCGUCCGCUUGCUCCCUUGUCCUGUACUGGGCCACCUAGACUCAUGGUGUUCCGCCUUUCCUGACCGUGACCCACGGCCGGAAGCACACCUUAUCUCGGGAGUCUGUGAACACAUUCAUGUGCGAGUCUGCCUCACGCACAAGUUCCAUGAAGGAAUUCUUACCUUAGGACGUGAGACACCCUCCAGUUUCUAUUUUUCGUGUUUGAGAAAAGCUGCUUAGAGCCUGUUAGAUUGAGCUGAUGCAUAGUUCGAAAAAUGCUGCUCUGAUCCAACUUCACCCUGUCUGUGAGCCAAGGGCCCCGAGGUGCAGAAGGGAGCCCGUGUGUCGAGCUCACCCGGGGACCACGAGGGAGCAUGCUGGGACAGGAGCCCGGGCUAUUCCCCAGGUUCGUGCCGCGGGCCCGUCUGCUGCAGUGAUGCUGCUGUGGCCCCAGCGUGGGUGCCGCUCUGCCCCCCGACCCCCCCCCCAGCCCCGUGCCGGGUGCUCGGCUCCCUUCCUCGAGGGGUUGACGAGGACCGGCCGGCACGACACACUGUGCUCGGUGGCCUCCACUCUCUUGUGCGCCCAGUGAGGAACGUGAGGGGGUCCUUGUUUGCAGAGACUUGGACACCAGAACAGCAGUUGUCUGAUGCCACCAGGCCAGGGUGCCCCGAGGGGCGGGCGGGAGCCUGCCUGUCCUCGCGGACCUGGGGGGCUGGUAUUAGCAUCUCUAGAACGAGCACCUCGCCAUGUGCUGUGGGGAGAGAAGGGAGGGGCUUUCCAGGUGGUCGUAAGCCAGACUCCGAGUUUGCUCUGGGAGCGCAGCUCUCUGCUGACCGCAAGUCAAAACAGUCUUGUCGCGCUGGCCACUGCUGCUCGAUUCUCUGCAGACAGAGCUCUAGUCCCACCCUGGGGCUGGCGGGUCGGCGGCCUGGCGGGUCGGAGUGCCCCCCUCCCCGGGUCGUCUCCCCGGAGGACCAGGCCUGCUCUCCCCGGGCCCAGAGUUCACUGCUGCUCUGCCUCGCUCCCUCGCUUCGCUGUUUGUCCAGAGAGCUGAGGUCGGUGUGGCAGAGAAAGGAGGGGGGAAGCUUCCAUAGGCCCUUAAGGGGUCGUUUCCUGCUGUUUAGUUUUCCAGGGACAUAAAAAAAAUUUAUUUUCAACAAAAACACAUGCAGCCUCACAUAAGCAGCAUAGACUCAGUCUGUGUCGGUUUUAUCCGGUUAGGUUUUUCUCCUAAGGAGACAGGAGCCUGCAGACCUCAGGCCGCUUGUAGAGAAGCUGCCUGGCGGCGUGUUCGAGAACGCACAAGGCCCAGGGGAAGGCCUGUGGUGGCUGGCCAGUGCCAUCCGCGGCCGCCCGCCCCUUGAAAGACAAACCCAGAGGGCCGAGGGCCAUGAGAGGGCUGCUGCCACCCAGUGUCACAGGGCCGUCCCCUGCUGUCAGCCUCUGCUGCUUGUACCACCCCCAGCCCCCACCCCAGGGCCUCCUGCCACCCUCCGCUGGGUCCACAGCUGCAGCCCAUGCUGAGGGCGCUUGAGGGGCUGCUCGCUUCAUUCCGGGGUCCCGUCCUCCAGCCACACCAGCGUCGGCCGCUAACAGGAGCCCAAGGGGGCGUCCGGCCGGAUCACAGGGGCGAGCGGCUCAGUUGGUCCGCCUGGUGCUCAGAGGCUCUGGGUAUGUUUGUUCCAGCAAUGAGUGUCGCCUGGUUGGAAGUGUGGCUUGCUUCCCCCGUGGGCCCUGCUGGCCCUCUGCCCACCGCAGCUCACCUGAGCCACCGGCUCUGUCCAGCUUCUGUCUGGUGCUAGGGGUCCUGCAGGGGGCGCUGGCGGGCCGUGGGCCCCUCUCACACCCUGUGGCGUCUCCAUGGAAGUGACGGUCCCUUCGUGGCCUGUCAACGCUGGGGCGGGACACUGCAGUCUUCCCUCCACACGUGUCAUCACCCGCUGGAGCGAGCGGGACCCCAGACCGGCGUAUGUUUCUGGGGACAUGCAGUGGCAGAUGUCUUCUCCAGAGGCCGUGCUCCGUGGCCCCCAUUCGGCUUCCCGGGUGGGGUGUGAGCACGGCAUGCACGGCUCGUUGCUAAGCGAGGCACAAGCUCACCAGUGCUGUCACCAGCACGAGACAGAAACGGCAGGAGAUUGGAGGAGGCAUUUCUGAAAUCCUAGCGAGCUGGGGAGAGUGAUCUCUUUGGGGAAUCUUCCUCCCUGGGGAGCUUCUGUUUGCAAAGCGGACCCCCGGGGGCCGUGUCUGUACGUGACCUGAAGGUGGACGGGGCGGGGGGCUAGUUGAGUUAUGCUUCUGCUUGUGUGUUCGUUCCCUAGGGUGGUCUUUGUCUACACCCCUUGCCCCGCUCUCGGGUGUUUUGCAGGAAGUCUCUGCAUCUUUUCCGCCCCUCUGGUGCAGGCCGGGUAAACAGACCCAUUUUCGGUUGCUGAGAGCUCAGGGAGCACAUUUGAAUGGUUCGUAGUUCGCUGUGAAAGUGGAAGUGCGAGCGGAUGCCGCACAGACUCGCCGGUGCGGUGUUUAGCUGUAUUGCUACGGAGGUCUAGAGAGGUCGGUCGUAAAACGUCAUGAGAUACCUAACUAGCAAAGGACGGGAUGCUGGGUUAGCUCCUGCUGAGGGCCCAGAGUGCAUCCAGCUCUCCGAGGUGGGACCUGCACAGUCUUCUCCUCCCGGUCCCGCAACCAAGGCCUGAGUGCGGGGUCUUGUCUCCAGCCGGGAAGGCCAAGCUGAUCCCGGGCCAGCAAGAGACCUAGAUGGGGCGUGGGGCCAGCAUGGAAACCAGUGGGUGUCGCCGUCAAGACCGUGUCCAGGUGUCCCGUGCUGGGACACUCCCUCCGUACCAGGCUUCUGCCUGGCAAGCAGAGAGGCGAGAACCUCCUUUCUCAGAGGAACCGUGUCCUUGUGCGGUGGGGAGACUGAAGGCGCGAAGCCCUCCCUGGCGAGCAGCAGGAAAGUGCCUUGUCUUCGUGCACGAGGAGAGACUGCCCCUGGUUUCUGUGGAAGCGGCGGACACUUAGAGAUGUCUUAGACAGUGAGACACGUUCAGAACAGAGUUUUUAAAAUGACUUUUUGUAUGUCAAA